AUGGCCAAUCUGCAACGCACCCCUCCUAAAACGGCAAGAACACCGACUAAAAACCUGACCCAAACUGUGUCUGAGUCAGACAUAAAUUCGGCAGUUAUGAUGAGUGAUUUUGUAAACACCAGAAGUAAACGUCCACGCCAUGAAGACUCGCCUCAAGAUGCUACAGAGAUAGGCACGGAAGCAUUGCACAGGGUGAUCGCGCAGCAGACGGAAAUGAUGUCUAAGUUGGUGUCUGAUGUUCGAGAAAUUAAAUGUCAGAAUGCACAAAUACAGUCCACAAAUGCAGCAAUAUGCAAAUCAAAUGAUGAUAUUGUGAAGUCUAUGGAUUUUAUGAAUAUAAAGUUCGAGGAGCUGAAGAAGGAAAUUGAGACCUUGAGGAAGGAGAAACAGGAACAGAGACAAUAUAUUGAAAAAUUGGAGAAAAAGAUACAGGAUAUACAACAUAAGUCACGGCCAUCAGGAAUUGAAAUUCGUAAUAUUCCACUGUCGGAAAAUGAGAAAAGCGCGGACUUAGUGAAAGCAGUAUGCGACAUUGGCGAAGCUGUUGGACUACACAUAUCCGAGUCAGAAUUACGUGACAUUUAUCGAUUGCCCGGUAAAUCUUCAAAUGGAUCCGACAAUCCACGUCCUAUAAUUGCAGAAUUCAACUCUGUUCAAAAAAAACAAACACUUCUAACUGCAGUCCGCACCUAUAAUAACGAUAAAGGUAAGGAGAAUAAACUCAACACUGCAGCUAUUGGCCUCGCGGGAACACGCCAACCAGUGUACAUAGUUGAACAUAUCCCUCCCAACACAAAAAUACUGUUUUAUCGGGCCAGGGAGUUUGCCAAGGCGAACGAUUUUAAAUACUGCUGGAUCUCAAAUGGGAAUAUUUUCUUGAGGAAAUCAGAAGGCGAUAAGCGACAAAUUAUCAACUCAGAGAAAUGUCUGAAUUAUAUAAACAAGUGA
Spodoptera litura is the source of this 948-nucleotide messenger RNA. Lineage: Eukaryota; Metazoa; Arthropoda; Insecta; Lepidoptera; Noctuidae. The record is from RefSeq and is a predicted model, not a curated record.